This is a messenger RNA of Owenia fusiformis, 1016 nucleotides long. NCBI's taxonomy places the organism in Eukaryota, Metazoa, Annelida, Polychaeta, Sabellida, Oweniidae. The record is from the annotation of a GenBank genome assembly.
AUGAAUAGUAUGUUCUCUGAUAUCAGCCAGAGUGAACAUUACAAAUCCCAUACUCCUCAAUUACCAGAUUUAGAACAUUCUUACAUGUGUACUGAAUCCAAUGUAUCUGGUGAAACUCAUCCCUUAGAAGGUGGUGGUUAUUUCAGUGCUAGUGAGCCCGAACAGAACAAAUCCAAAAGUCCUCAAGAUACUUGGUAUCAUACAGAAUGUCCAGACAAAGCCAUGGGGAUCUUUUCUGAAGGAAUGAAUCCCAAAGCAGUGGAUAGAGGACGUCCAAUGACCAGACAAACUAGAGCCCGUCCUCAGCUUUCCUUGUUCCCAGAGAGAGUAUAUUCAGGUCGUAACCCUGUGUCCCAGGAGGUUCAGUUAUUGAACAACUCUCUUCUGGAUGACCCAUUUGUUGUUGAUGCAGAUGUUGACAGCUGUGACAGCUCUGACUAUGCAACAGCUGGUGAAUUAUUAGAGCCUGGCAAGUGUAAAAUGAAAUCCAAUUCUCUUCAUUUCCCCAGGAAAGUGAAGCAAUUUUCUGCUUUGCCUAGAUUGCCAAGUUCAGACUCUUCUGAUGAAGAGUUACUGACAAGAUAUGCCAAUAAUCCUGCCAAAACCAAAUUGAGUCAGAGAGAAGUAUAUCCUUGUAUCUCAGAGGCUGUAAUUACUAAGUUAGUUCAGCAACAAAUGAUGAUACUUGGUCAAAAUCUGACAAAGGUUAUAAAAAAGACCCUGAAAAAGAAUUCCAAUUCCAAGCCAAAGUCAAAGCGAUAUGUCUCAUAUUGCCAAAUAUGUGAAACAAGAAGACACUCCAUCUUUGACUGUGACCAACGACACUCUAUGGUUACUGGUGUCAGAGCUUGUUUUAAAUGUGGAAAUGACCAUCGUAUAACUGAUUGUCCUUCUCUAAAAGUAGGACCAGAUCAGGUUGAACACUAAAUCAUUAUAGUGUUAGUGUGUGUCUAGAAUCAGGCCAGAAAGAUGCACCUCAUUUACCAUAAAGAAUGGCCUUUAGAACCAUGCUGCCU